Messenger RNA from Bipolaris maydis ATCC 48331, 686 nucleotides. Lineage: Eukaryota; Fungi; Ascomycota; Dothideomycetes; Pleosporales; Pleosporaceae. The record is from RefSeq and is a predicted model, not a curated record.
AUACACGCCCACCACAGAAUCAGACACCACAACCCACGGAGUCACUUUGCGUGCUGCAACUUUCACAUUUGUACUACCUAUCAAAAGAAAUCGAAGACGCGCGACCAGAAGGGAAAAAAAGUUGACGUCACAUCUCCCUCUACCAUGGCACCUACCCUCUACCCCCGCGCCACAGUCAAGAAGAUAGUAAAAGCGCAUUCGAACCGGCCACUUAGCAAGAAUGUUGAUAUUCUUAUUUACUUGAAUUACGUGUUAUUCAUGCAAGAAUUGAUUAAUGAGGCGAGCAUCAAGAGUAAGCAGCGUGGGGAGAGAGGUAUCUCGGCGAAGAGUGUGAAGAGGGUUAGUGAGGAUGUGUUGAGGAAGUAUAAGGGGUAGGGGGCAUGGGAUGGUGAUGCUUGAGGGGAAGGAAUAGCAAAUGGGUCAAAGGUGUUUUGGGCGCAUGGCUUGAUAUGAUACCCGGGUUCGUAAUUUCACAUGUAUGAUGAACAGGGAAAUUGAUUCUAUAUUUUAUGUGCAACAAAUGUGAAUACUGGAUCUUUUACGCGCCCAGAGCCAUGCACGUACAUGAUUUAAACAUAUACUUCACUCCUUGACGACCUUUGGCACAAUCCACCCAUCCGCAUACCUCUUCCCCGUCCCCGCCUCUGGAAUCUCAGCCUUGAUACCUGAUACGUUAACUCCCUUCU